AUGUCUCAUGCGAAAUGCACAGACGCGGCGUCAGAGCCGAUCUGGAGAACCCCGAGCGAGAAGAAUGACCCGAAGCACGGUAAUACAAUACACGUCGAGAACAUUCUUCCCGAUGACGCCGACCCGGAGCCCGCCCCAACCAAACAAUUCAUCCAGCAUCAAAAACGAGAACACAUCAAAGGUCGCCGGCUCAUCUUCGCCUUCGUAGGCUGGAUGCUAACCGAGUUUAUGGGCGGAUUGGGCGGAAAUAUGCUUUCGCCUGCCCUCCCAGUUGUCGCAUCCCAGUUUGACGGCCUGGGAAAACUGGGCUGGGUCAGUGGGGCAUACUACAUGACGCAAUGCGCGUGCAUGCUGUUGUUCGGACAAGCACUAGUACUGUUCAAUGGGAAAUACGUGCUGAUUGCCGCAAUCGCCUUCUUCAUGCUUGGCUCCGCGGUCUCCGGUGCAGCUCACACUAUUGAAACGUUGAUCGUCGGCCGGGCAAUUGCAGGCAUCGGGGCUGCUGGGUGCUGGGUUUCCGUGCAGACAACGGUAGCUGAGCUCGUGGACCUCGAGUCACGUCCGCUUAUCCUUGGACUUUUCGGAAUACAAAAUGCGGUGUCGGGGACAUGCGGGCCUAUACUUGCUGGGGCUUUGACGGCCCAUGGGCAGUGGCGGUGGUGUUUUCUUUUGGUCUUGCCGCUGGGCAUGGCUAGCAUUAUAUUGAAUCUUCUCGUCAUUCCGUCCCUUCCGCCUUGGCCGAUUACAGAGGAGAUUGAAUCGAAGCUUGACAAGAGACUCGAAUCGUGGGCUCAUUGGCCUUGGAAAAAUAAACCAAUUUGGGUCAAGCGAGUUCUGCUCGUUGAUAUUACGGGAUACUUGCUUCUCACUGGUGCGCUGGUCUGCUUCAUUCUUGCGCUUCAGUGGGGUGGGGACUCUUACGAAUGGGACUCGUCCGUUAUCAUUGGUCUCUUUGUCGGAUUCUUCGCCAUUAUAGCUGUUUGGCUUCACUGGGAAAGAAAAUCAGUCUGGCCUCUGGUCGUGCCGCGGACAUUCCUUGAUCGAACGGUAGCCGGCGCGACGAUACUGGCUAUGUUGAAUCUCAUGUGCAACCUGUUCGCAGCAACAUACCUCCCAAUUAUCUUCGAAGCAGGCCGAGGCGUGUCCACCCUAGAAGCAGGUAUUCACCUCAUUCCAUUCCUACUGUCUGUUGUUGUAGCACAGGCUCUCCAGGGAAUAAUCAUGACUUGGACAAAGCACUUCUGGGCAUGGGGCGUGACGGCCCCGGCCUUUCUUGCUAUUGGCGGAGGCUUGUUUUCCACGGUCAGUGCUGACACAAAGACAAGCGCUAUCAUCGGCUACCAGAUCAUCUAUGGAAUUGGUGUUGGCUUGGUACAAAACGUGGCCUAUAUUUCGGUCCAGGCCGAUAGUGCACCUGAAGACGUCUCUAGCAAGAUUGCGACGGUGUCUUUUGGGCAAUUGUUCGGAGGCUUGUGCGGGCCAGUUAUUGGAAGCGCUAUUCUGAAUAGCGAGCUUACGCAACGACUGGCAGCAAGUGGUGUAUCUGACUCUGUGGCGAGUGCUGUGAAGUCAUCUGUUGAUGCAGUCUGGAAGCUGGAAAGUGGCGAUUUGCGCGACAAGGUCAUUUCAGCAUAUUUUGCGUCUCUGGAUUGUAUUUUUAUUGCAUCUGUUCCGGUUGCAUUCUUGAUCAUUAUUGCUGGUGCUUGUAUUCGAAAUGUUCGUCUGAAGGAGAGGGAUUCAUGA
Molecule: messenger RNA, 1743 nt
Organism: Penicillium verhagenii
Lineage: Eukaryota; Fungi; Ascomycota; Eurotiomycetes; Eurotiales; Aspergillaceae
Exons: 2
Coding region: 1-1743 (580 amino acids)
Biological process (GO): transmembrane transport
Molecular function (GO): transmembrane transporter activity
Source: RefSeq, a predicted model, not a curated record